Ostertagia ostertagi is the source of this 537-nucleotide messenger RNA. The record is from the annotation of a GenBank genome assembly. Lineage: Eukaryota; Metazoa; Nematoda; Chromadorea; Rhabditida; Trichostrongylidae.
AUGUCCACAGAGGUACCAGCAGCUGCAGCGCCAUCUGAAGAAGUUCCCCAUUUCGAUGGGCUCUUCAAAGCUCUUCGUCUGUAUCGCAACAACCAGAUUCAAGCAUGUGAAGAAGAAUGUACGAGACUUCUGAGGAAAAAUCCGCUGGAUCAAGCUGCCUGGGCGCUGAAACUUUCCUGCCUAACUGACCCCGUCUACGUAGAUGAGUUGGAGAACGAGGAGCUUGGCAUAGCUGAGACGUUUCUCGAUCAGAAUGUCAUCGCACCGAAUGCUCGUCCUGGCACUUCGUUUCAAAGACCGACAACAACUGCGAAAGGAAUGAAUCCGAUAAUGAGACCGCUACAUGCGACUGCAGGACGACCAACUUCCGGAGUCGUCCGCGGACCGCUAUAUCACAUCGCUCACGUCCGAUGGACAAAGGAAGCGUCCACGCUAACUUGCGAGCUCGAAACAGCCCGUACAGCACGAGCUGCAUCUAUGGCAUCCGAUCCGGAGGGUCCCUUUGUCAAUCUAUCGCGUCUCAAUGUCGAUAAGUAA